Messenger RNA from Adineta steineri, 376 nucleotides. Lineage: Eukaryota; Metazoa; Rotifera; Eurotatoria; Adinetida; Adinetidae. The record is from the annotation of a GenBank genome assembly.
AUGGGUAAUAGCGAAGCACGUGUCAAACGAGGCAAAACACUUUCUGAUAGUGAUGUCAGUGAAUUAUCCAAUUUAUCUGGUUUUACUCCACAACAAGUACGAGAAUGGCAUUCAGGCUUUUUGAAAGAUUGUCCAAGCGGAAGACUAAAUAAAAAAAAAUUUAUUGAAGUUUAUAAGCAAUUUUAUCCAACUGGUAAAGCCGAAAAAUUUUGUGAAUAUGUUUUUCGUACAUUCGAUACAGAUGGUUCAGGCAAUAUAGGUAUGUAAUAAAUAACUAGAAAAAGAAUUUUAAGAAUAAUUACAACCAUAAAAAAGAAUCGAGAUAACUUUACAUUGACGAAAUAUAUUUAGCAUAGACAAUCGGAGACUCUAGGGG